UGAGUGUGAGUAUCCAUACGUUCCAUGGGAAAUCUCCAUCUCCAUUCUCCACCCAAAAAAAAUGGCAUUUUUCUCUUCCAUCUUUUCUUCUUUCCCAAAUGAUUUCUCAUCCUUCUCCGGUCCUCUCUCGCUCCUCCUCUCUUCCCCUAGGGUCCUUCGAUCUUCUUCCCGGAGGACCCUUCUUCUUCCCUCUCCCCGCCAUCGCCGUCUAAUUCCUUAUCCGGCCGCCUGUACGCAAUUAAUCAUUGAUGUCAUCAUACAACUUUUUUUAACGCUGCUGCAUUUGCGAAUUUGAGUUUGAAUUGCGUGAUAUAAUGAUCUGAUCUGAUCGAUCGUCUUCAUAAUAUAGGAAUUGAAAAACCGCAGCGCAGGAUCGAGAAAUGAGCUGCUUCCCAUGUUUUCAAAAUAAUCAAAACGAAGCCGACAAGGAGCAGCUGGAGCAGCUCCCCGUCGCUCAGCCGAGAGAGCUCGACACGGACGACGGCGCUCCCAAAGACGAGGCUAGGGCGGCAGCGCCACCGGGUGAAGCCGCCGCCGCCGCCGCAGACAACAAGGCUGAAGCUACUGAGGGCGGCGGAGACGGUGGAAAUUCCAACGUCAAAACCUUCAAUUUCCGGGAGCUUGCCACUGCAACAAAGCACUUCAAACAGGAAAGCCUAAUAGGCGAAAGUGGAUUUGGAAAAGUGUUUAAGGGAACACUUCCAGAUGGGCAGGUUGUGGCUGUGAAGAAACUAGACAGGACAGGAGUACAUGACAGCAAGCAGUUCUCUGUGGAGGUCAUGGCUUUGACCGUGCUUCACCACCCAAAUCUGCUAAAUCUUGUUGGAUAUUGCGCUGAUGGAGAACAAAGACUUCUGGUGUAUGAAUACACUCCCAAUCAUAGUCUUCAAGACAAUCUUUUUGACCUUCCAGAGGAUAAAGAGCCAUUAGCUUGGCUGACCAGAAUGAAGAUAGCUUUAGGUGUGGCCCAAGGGCUUGAAUAUUUGCAUGAAAAGCCCAACCCUCCCAUCAUAUAUCGCGAUUUGAAAUCCUCAAGCAUUUUAUUGGACGAAAAUUUUAGUCCUAAGCUUUCUGAUUAUGGUCUUGCUAAGCUCGAGGGUGGAGGAAACAACUCACUUUUGGCACCAAAAACCGGGUAUUAUGCACCGGAGUAUGAACAGACGGGUGAACUCACGAUGAAGUCAGAUGUCUAUAGUUUUGGAGUUGUUAUGCUUGAGCUUUUAUCAGGCCGCCGGGCUUUGGAGCCUGAUAGACCAGUACAAGAGCAAAGCUUAGUCGAGUGGGCACAACCCAUUUUCAGGGAUCCAAAGCGGUUCCCGGAAAUUGUAGAUCCACUUCUGAAGAAGGCAUAUCCGAUGAGAAGUUUGAACCAAGCAGUGGGCGUUACGGCCAUGUGUCUGCAAGAAGAAGCAACGGUUCGCCCCUUGUUCGAUGACGUCAUCGCCGCUCUCAGUUUCCUCUCAGUGGAGACAAACGAACCGCUCGCCUCGUCUAUUCCGGACCCCGAACCUAAGCCAUCAGAGAAAACUCGCGGAGAGUCCUCCUCGGACGACAGUGACGGCGAAAGAGACGAUGCCGAAGACGGAAACAGUUCAGAUUACUCAGAACACAGCGACGAUGAAGGUGAAGAAGAAGAAGAAGACUACGACGACAAAGAAGAAGAAGACUACGAAGAAGAAGAGGAAGAAGAAGAAGAAGAAGAGGAGGAGGCAGAAGCCUCGAGAAAUAAUGACGAUGCCGAUGAUUCUUCCGAUGGAGACAGCGACAAGCUGAGUUUUUGUUACAGCGUAAAUAUGAGAUCCACCAGCAUUUCGGAAUCACAUGAUGGUGGAAGUCCCAGAUCAAAUUUACGGCAGGAAAGCACUUUAAAGUUAGAGAAUGAUCCAAGCAGUGAUGAAGAGAAACCUUAACAUCCAAAACAUUCAUUUUCUUCUUUAAUUCUUGGUGGCCAUCAAGGCAUCAAGGCUAUACAUACAUGAUACAUCCAUUUUGAUUCAAUUCGUUAAACAUUUAUUUAUAAAUAGGAAUUUACAACUGAAAAAUUAACUGCAAUUUCUUCAAUUCUCCGUCAAA
Molecule: messenger RNA, 2073 nt
Organism: Ipomoea triloba (trilobed morning glory)
Lineage: Eukaryota; Viridiplantae; Streptophyta; Magnoliopsida; Solanales; Convolvulaceae
Product: probable serine/threonine-protein kinase PBL25
Exons: 6
Coding region: 381-1910 (509 amino acids)
Biological process (GO): protein phosphorylation
Molecular function (GO): ATP binding; protein kinase activity
Source: RefSeq, a predicted model, not a curated record